Molecule: messenger RNA, 1214 nt
Organism: Lycium ferocissimum
Lineage: Eukaryota; Viridiplantae; Streptophyta; Magnoliopsida; Solanales; Solanaceae
Exons: 2
Coding region: 247-1053 (268 amino acids)
Biological process (GO): maturation of SSU-rRNA
Molecular function (GO): rRNA small subunit aminocarboxypropyltransferase activity
Source: RefSeq, a predicted model, not a curated record
CAACAUGGCUAUAGCUUAAAAGAAGGUCCCAUAAUUGGCUAUUCGUGCACUUCCUUCUUCCAAAACCCUGGCUGGGUUUCUCUCAGUUCAGUUUCUCAGAACAAAAAAAAAAAAAAAAAAAAAAAAAAAUUUCCCCUUCAUCAGCUGUACUUAGUCCUUAGGAUCAGUUGUUUGAAUUUUAAGUGACGAACCCCAUCUUAGUAGUAGUUCAGAAAGUACGAUCAAAUCAUUAGCCAGAUCUUAUAAAUGGGUGGUAACAAGCAAAGGCGACCUAAAACCCAUCACCACUCUCAUCGAGGACAAUCCAGCCGUACCCGUCAACCUGAUGACUCUUUCAAAGUUGAAGAGUCUUUACCCGGAGAACUCGUGGAAGAAGAGGAACCAACCGGUCCAAAAAUCCAGCUGGCUAUGUGGGAUUUCGGUCAGUGCGAUGCUAAAAGGUGCACUGGACGGAAACUUGCAAGAUUUGGUUUGUUGAAAGAGCUGCGAGUCGGUGCUGGGUUUGGUGGCGUUUGUUUAAGUCCCACCGGAAAACAGUGUAUUUCAAGAGAAGAUAGUAGUUUAAUUGACCGAAGGGGGAUGGCAGUAGUCGAUUGCUCGUGGGCCCGCUUGGAUGAUGUACCUUUCACAAAACUACGCUGUCCUGCUCCUCGUCUUUUACCAUGGUUAGUAGCAGCAAAUCCAGUAAACUAUGGUCGUCCGUGUGAGCUAUCUUGUGUCGAGGCUUUAGCAGCAGGUUUAAUUAUAUGCGGCGAGGAGGAAACUGGAAAUCUAUUGCUGAGCAAGUUCAAGUGGGGUCACGCGUUCUUGUCCCUCAAUAAGGAACUUUUGAAGGCGUACUCGGAAUGUCAAACGAGUGCUGAUAUCAUUUCAGCUCAGAAUGAGUGGAUAUCUGCGCAAACGUCACCUAUUCCACAAGCUCUAACAGCAGAAGACUCUGGAUCCCAUAGUGAAGGUGAAAAUUCUUCUGAUAAUUCUGACGAUGGGCUUCCUCCACUAGAAAAGAAUAUGAAUCACGUUUCCUUGGCGGAUAGCGAUGAGGAGAGUGAAUAGCAUUACUAGUAGUUGUAGUAAGAAAAAUAUGUUUGCUGAAUUUAUACCAUAGCAUUAUCCUCUAUUUAUUCUUCUUGUUCUUUUUCAUCUAAUAAUAGUUGAUUUUGGCGACUAAUGGAUAAUGUUAGAAUGUGGAGAGUGUUCUCCCAAGAUCAUCCUCA